GUGGAAGAGGCGUCACCUCGGCAACCGUGGCCUAGUGAGGCGCUAUAGCAACGGCGCGAGAGCUGAGAGGGGAGAACACGGCCUGUCAGUGGCUGCCUCGGUGUAACUGCCCCGGUCUACUCACCCCUGCUUUGGUGUAACUGCCCCGGUCUACCUACCCCCAGCCUCGGAGCAACAGCCCCCAGAGCCCUCCUGCCCCGGUGUGAAAGCCCCUGUGGCCCGCGCCAUGUUUAAGAACACGUUCCAGUCCGGCUUCCUGUCCAUCCUGUACAGCAUCGGCAGCAAACCCCUGCAGAUCUGGGACAAGAAGGUGAGAAACGGACACAUAAAGAGGAUAACAGAUAAUGACAUCCAGUCGCUGGUGCUGGAGGUGGAAGGAACCAACGUCAGCACCACGUACAUAACUUGCCCGGCGGAUCCGAAGAAGACUCUGGGGAUUAAGCUGCCUUUCCUGGUCAUGAUUAUCAAGAAUCUCAAGAAAUAUUUUACCUUUGAAGUGCAGGUUCUGGAUGAUAAGAACGUGCGCAGGAGGUUCCGAGCCAGUAAUUACCAGAGCACCACGCGGGUGAAGCCGUUCAUCUGCACCAUGCCCAUGCGCCUCGACGACGGCUGGAACCAGAUCCAGUUCAACCUCUCAGACUUCACCCGCAGAGCCUACGGAACCAACUACAUCGAGACCCUGCGUGUACAGAUUCACGCGAACUGUCGGAUCCGGAGGGUUUAUUUCUCGGACCGCCUGUACUCGGAGGACGAGCUCCCGGCGGAGUUUAAACUGUAUCUCCCGGUGCAGAACAAGGCGAAGCAGUGACUCGCCGUCCAGCCAGGGAUACCCGCCGUCCAGCCAGGGAUACCCGCCGGUCCUGGGACAGAGAGCCGCUGCCUCCGCUUCUAAAUUAUUCCGCGCCCUCCCCGCAGUCUGUCAGACCCGCCGCCGUUUUUAUAAUAAACGUCCCUCCUCCGGC
Molecule: messenger RNA, 962 nt
Organism: Spea bombifrons (plains spadefoot toad)
Lineage: Eukaryota; Metazoa; Chordata; Amphibia; Anura; Pelobatidae
Gene: CFAP20
Product: cilia and flagella associated protein 20
Exons: 6
Coding region: 227-808 (193 amino acids)
Biological process (GO): regulation of cilium beat frequency involved in ciliary motility; cilium assembly; positive regulation of cell motility
Cellular component (GO): ciliary basal body; motile cilium
Source: RefSeq, a predicted model, not a curated record